GAAAAGGGGUUAUGGGUUGUGCCAGGCAUAGUGGUAGUUUAUGCCUGCAGUUCCAGCCCUGGGGGCUGAAGACAGGAGAACCAGGAGUCAUGGCUGGCUUUGACUACAUGGUGAUUUUGAGGCCAGCCUGGGCUUCCUGCCUUUAAACACAAACAGCAAAAAGACCCAAAAGGUACUGUGGAGUUGACGGAAUGAGGGACAUGGCUGGGGCAUUGACACACUUGUGACAGAAGAAAAGCCGGGCUAGGAAAUAUUGGGCAUGGAGCUCAGGGUGGCCUUGCCCAACUUCUGCCCCUGCUGCCAUCCUAGUGGGAGCACCAGGGUGUAGGGGCCUGGAUACUGCAUGAUUCUUGUGCAGUAGGGUUCUUUCCCUGGCUGCUCACUCACAAUGGAUACCCUUUGUUAUACCACCACCCCAUUUACCUGGCUGAUGAGCAGUAGCCUGUGAUCUCAGAGACUCUGCAGUGUGCUAAAGUUUGUAGACAUCCAUGUGCUUCUGCAGACUCUGCCAUUAUUAGUCCAUUGUCCCCACUUUGGUGCUGGAUCCCGACACAUUCAGCCUUUUUAGAGACCCUGCUCACUUGGUAUCAUGUUACUUCAUUCCUCGCCAGGAAACAUGCUCAGGUUUCUCUGCUUCAUCAAACAAAGAGCCUGCUGCCAGCAAGGCUGGAGCACCCAGGAAUUGGAGGAUGUGACCACCAGAGCCCGAGGCUGCAUGGGCCGCAGGAUUCAGCAGCCAAGCACCAGGACCAGACACCCAGCGAUGACCAGCUCUCCUGUCUCCAGGGUCGUCUACAACGGCAAGAGGAACAGCAGUCCCCGCUCCCCCACCAACAGCAGCGAGAUCUUCACGCCAGCACACGAGGAGAAUGUGCGCUUCAUUUAUGAAGCCUGGCAGGGUGUUGAACGAGACCUGCGCAGCCAGCUGUCUGGUGGAGAGCGGGGCCUAGUGGAGGAGUAUGUGGAGAAGGUUCCCAACCCCAGCCUGAAGACCUUCAAGCCCAUUGACCUGAGUGACCUGAAGCGCCGGAACACGCAGGAUGCCAAGAAGUCCUAGAGUGCCUGGCGCCCUCCCCUGGCCUCCGGAAGAUCAGGGUGCACUUGAUGGUCUCAAGUUGCCCCUAUCACUGGGGGAACAGGGGUCUGGCUAUGUCAGCCCUUGUCCCUUUCCCCUGCCAGCUGCAUCUUGGGUAGCACCUGGUCCUGCCUACCCAGCCCUCUCUGCUGUUACCUGCCAUGCCUCGCGCCUCUCCUUCCUGGCCACCUAAGGUCAGAAAGGAAAAAAGGGACCUCUCUUCGGCUGUUGGGACCUCGAAUGACCAGAAAUCAGGACUGUGCAAUCCCACCUGCAUCCAGUGUGGCUCUCUCCGUGGAGCCUGGACGUUUGGGGAGCCCCCCUCAUCCCCACUGUCCAUCUUGCCCCUCUCUUCUCUUGCCUCAGUUUCAGAGUGGAAUCAGCUCUGAACCGAGGACAGUGCUGGCUCCUGAAGGGGCCUCUGGCGACCAGACCUGGUCUCCUGGUACCUGUAGCCCUGUGGCCACAGCAGUGCCCUUGAGCAGGGGCACUGAGGCUGACCUUGAAGGAGUGGUGCUGCCAGGCCUGUCCUGGCUUUCUGGGGUGUACUGGGAGGAUCACCAAGGCCCCCUUUUUUGUGCCCUCUUGAAUCCAGGUGUCUUUGUUGGAGACUGAGGGUCUGUGAAUAAAGGCUGGUGGCACUGGG
Molecule: messenger RNA, 1721 nt
Organism: Arvicola amphibius (Eurasian water vole)
Lineage: Eukaryota; Metazoa; Chordata; Mammalia; Rodentia; Cricetidae
Gene: Mcrip1
Product: MAPK regulated corepressor interacting protein 1
Exons: 6
Coding region: 590-1057 (155 amino acids)
Source: RefSeq, a predicted model, not a curated record